Spathaspora passalidarum NRRL Y-27907 is the source of this 744-nucleotide messenger RNA. RefSeq names its product NADHX epimerase. Lineage: Eukaryota; Fungi; Ascomycota; Pichiomycetes; Serinales; Debaryomycetaceae. The record is from RefSeq and is a predicted model, not a curated record. The transcript has a single exon. Gene Ontology annotation, molecular function: NAD(P)HX epimerase activity. Gene Ontology annotation, cellular component: mitochondrion. Bases 1 to 744 code for a protein of 247 amino acids.
AUGAUAAAAGCUGGAUUCAAGACAUUGUCGGCCAAAUCGGCUGCUCAAUUGGACGGAGAAUUGAUGUCAACGGGUGCAUUUUCGAUUGAUCAAUUGAUGGAAUUGGCAGGUUUGGCUGUUGCAAAAGCAAUAUAUAAACAGUACCCUCCUUCUACAGGGACUCCCAAUAAAGUGUUGGUUCUUGUAGGUCCGGGAAAUAAUGGUGGUGAUGGAUUGGUUGCUGCUCGUCAUUUGAAAACUUGGGGGUCAUAUGAUCCGGUGUUGUACUAUCCUAAAAAAACCAGCAACCAAUUGUAUUCUAACCUUGUUAAACAAUUGCAAGAUUUACAAGUGGGAGAAUUACAAACAUUAGAAGAGGUGAAAGCAUUGCUUAAUAACAAAGGUGAAGUUAAAUUAAUCAUUGAUUCAUUAUUUGGAUUUUCAUUCAAACCACCAAUUAGAGAACCAUUCAAAGAUUUAAUUAGUUUUCUUUCCGUGAAUCAUGACAAGAUUGCUCCUGUCGUAGCAGUUGAUAUUCCAUCAGGAUGGGAUGUUGACCAAGGUCCUACAGAUAUAGACAUUAAUGCAUCAAUGUUGAUAAGUUUAACUGCUCCAAAACCAUGUGCUGCUAGAUUUGUCGAAAGUGGUAAAGAUAAGGUUCACUAUUUAGGAGGGAGGUUUAUUAAUAAAGAAAUUGCAAAGAAGUAUGAUAUUGAGGAUAUCAUUGACAAGUAUAAAAAUGACGAUUUAAUUGUUAAAUUAUAA